Messenger RNA from Portunus trituberculatus (swimming crab), 781 nucleotides. Its product is annotated as 60S ribosome subunit biogenesis protein NIP7 homolog. Gene Ontology annotation, molecular function: RNA binding. NCBI's taxonomy places the organism in Eukaryota, Metazoa, Arthropoda, Malacostraca, Decapoda, Portunidae. Bases 121 to 663 code for a protein of 180 amino acids. The record is from RefSeq and is a predicted model, not a curated record. Gene Ontology annotation, cellular component: nucleus; preribosome, large subunit precursor; nucleolus. The transcript is spliced from 4 exons. Gene Ontology annotation, biological process: ribosomal large subunit biogenesis; ribosome assembly.
CGAACAGCAGCUGAGCACAGAGUAGCCAGGCGGUGUGCAUUCUGAAGUGGUCGUCUGAUUGAAUAUUUUUUUUUCUUUUAAACUAGGUUUGAAAUCUAGAAUAAAGACCUGUGAGACACAAUGAGGCCACUGAAGAACGAGGAAACCGUCUUGGUUUUUACUAAGCUGAAAAAAUACAUUGGAAGUAAUGUCCGAGCCCUCUUAGAAAGGUCAGAUGGGCUGUAUUGCUUCCGCCUUCAUAAUGGCAGAAUAUAUUAUGUAAAGGAAGACAUAAUGAAGUUUGCUGCAACGUUACCUCGGGACAACAUUGUCUCCCUAGGUGUGUGUUUUGGCAAGAUAACAAAAGGAGGAAAGUUCUUACUUCACAUCACAGCCUUAGACUUUCUUCAUCCUUAUUGCCAGAACAAAAUAUGGAUCAAGGAAUCAGCAGAACAAAACUUCAUGUAUGGCAAUCAUGUUUACAAAUCUGGCCUGUCACGAAUUUCAGAAAAUACUCCAAAGUAUGCUGGAGUAGUUGUGCUUUCUUCAAAGGAUAUCCCAUUGGGAUUUGGAGUGGCUGCGAAAGCAACGGCAGAAUGUCGACAUGCUGAUCCCAUGGAUAUAAUUUGUUUCCACCAAGCGGACAUUGGAGAAUAUGUCAGAAAUGAAGAGGCUUUGAUCUAGGCUGGCAGGGUUUUUAUAAUGAUUUUUUAUAGCAAGAUAUUUUUCAUUUGUUAUAGAUCAUAUUGGAAUGAUUUUAUAAGUUUUGUGACAAAAAUAAACAGGAAAAGAGAAACAAAAA